Messenger RNA from Orbicella faveolata, 1822 nucleotides. RefSeq lists its product as uncharacterized. The record is from RefSeq and is a predicted model, not a curated record. NCBI's taxonomy places the organism in Eukaryota, Metazoa, Cnidaria, Anthozoa, Scleractinia, Merulinidae.
ACUUUAGAUUGGACCACGAGUACGAGAUUGACUACGAGUAAGAUUUUAGAAUUUCAAACCAGUGACGUUUCCAGAGCCGUCGCUCUUCAUGUUGGCUUUAGGUAAAGAGAGUAGCUCAUGGUAUGAGAUGGGUACGUGAUUUGAUGAUGUCAAGCCUGCAAAGUAUAAUUGAAAAGUCGUACUCGUACUCAAAUCCUAAGUCCCCUACUGUUGUUGUUGUUGUUAUUGUUAUUGUUGUUGUUGUUGUUGUUCUCCCCUAAGCAUCAUAGCGGCCGUGUUAUAAUUAAAACGUAUCGCGAUAACGUAAACCCUACUGUUUAGGCUUCUUGUUAACUUUUAACUCGAAAUUUGUAUUUAAAACUAGAGUGCACCGGAGAAGAGGCAUUGGGCAUGGAAAGUGGUGCUGUAAAAAACCAACAGAUAACAGCAUAUUCACAAUACAGUGAAAAUCAUGGUCCAGAAAAUGCCAGGCUAAACCAUGUUGCUGAUGGAAGGAAAAUGGGCGCCUGGUCAGCGAAGACGAAUGAUCUUAACCAAUGGCUUCAAGUGGAUUUUGGACGAGAUGUUAAGAUCACAAAGUUUGUCACCCAAGGAAGGCAAGACUAUAAGCAAUGGGUCAAAAGCUACACUCUUUCUUUCAGUACCGAAAAGGAACCGGUUUUUCAGACAUAUCAAGAGAACGGUCAAGAUAAGGUUUUUACUGGAAAUAUUGAUCAGAAUGGCAAAGUAACCCACAGCCUUUUACAGCCAAUUACAGCUCGAUAUGUGAAAAUAAUACCGAAGACUUGGAAUGACCAUAUCUCCAUGAGAGCUGAGUUUUACGGUUGCGUUCUAUCAGAACGUUACCGAGUGGUGGGCCGGGUUGCUCACAUGGACUUCAUAGAAGAGAAUCUUAGAACAAAGCACGGUGUAAACUUCCAAGAUGAACAGGAGCGGCCCAACUAUAUCGAGCUUGAAGUUCUCGCAGAUACAGUCUACGUCAAGGGCAACAUCCAAAUGCGUGGCAUUAAAAAACUAACAGUGUUCAGCCGCAGAGUUUUCUCUGCGGCAGAGAGUCAGCUAGACCUAUCAGCUCCAACUUUGACACAACCGUCUAGCACCCAAGUUUUUGGCGAUGAUGGACAAGACGGAAAGGAUGGUGCAGCAGGACCAGUGGUUGAGAUAUUUGCCGACAAACUAAGAGGUUACUUGAACAUUGUGACUAACGGUGGAAAUGGAAACAACGGACAAAAUGGUCGCGAAGGUAAAAAGGGGGACGACCGAGGAUACCAGGUAUGUCAAUUUUAUUAAUUUUAUAAGAGAAGCAGUUCAUUAUAUUGCUCUGAGCCGGAUUAAUAGGUGGAUUUCACUGUAGAAUUGGAUGAGAUCCUCUUAAGGCAAUCAAUAUCAGUAAAAUCCUCAAUUUACCAACGGACAUACAAGCAAAUACGUACGCUAACUGUGGCAAAAGCGGGUUGAUGGAUCGGGGUUUUUUGGUUUUAAUAAUUUUGCACCGUGUAGAUAGCCCUCUGCUUUCUCUAUAAGACGAGGUAUUUUUGUUGGUUAUGACAUGAGAUGACCUGAAAUGUCAUCCCGCCAUCUUCGAUCCGCCAUCUUGAAUUUCACUAUGAACAGGACCAUUGACUUGCUUGACUAGCCAAUCAGAGCACACAAAAAGUACCAUUCACUUGUUCGGUGUACAAUAAUUCGCUCAGACCUAAUAGGGACUUUAAUUACGCAAACCCGACGGCAACGGCAACGAGAACGUCACCAAACAAAAAUUUUAACGAGCAGAACAAUGGCUAUCAAGAUUUGGCUUUCAUCCUCGUAGCCGGUUGUAAUU